GAGAGGAAAAAAAAUAUCGGACAGAAAAGCGACGCGAAAAAAAAAAACAGUAAAAGACGGGUAGAAGAGAUAUUUAAAGACAUAUUUGUCUAAAAGAGGAGCAAAGAAGUAUAACAACAUUGACAAACACACGCUAAUCUAGGUAAAUUCUCCCUCGUUUUGAAGGAAGCCGAUUUGAGAACUCCAGGAAAUUUCAGUGGGACGCCCAACUUACUGCUGUCCCACGUUAACUAUCUUUUCGUUGUGCUGAACUUUGCUGUUUGAGACUCAUUGUUGUUGCACUGUCACAGAUUCAUUGGACAGGAGGUAGUAUUCCUGGGCAAAAGGCAGGACUUCAGCUUAAGUUCAAAACACCACAGUUGCUAGCAUGCCUCUCCACAAAUCAUCUCGAACCCCCCGUCUGGACCCCACAAUGAUCUCCGCUCCACUGGGUGAUUUCCGUCACACCAUGCACAUUGGUCGUGGUGGGGACGCUUUUGGUGACACCUCCUUUCUGUCCAGCCAUGGCCCCUCUAGUCCUAAUCCCAACUCUGUUUCACCAGCAGCCACUGUAGAGACCACAGAGUUUCAGAUGAACCAUGGUGAAAAUGAACGGACGGAAGAGACCCGACCAAGUCAGCUUCAACAUUCAGAUUCAGUGUCCUCCUUUGACCUCGACUUGGAUUUAGGGCCAUCCAUUUUAGGAGAUGUACUGGGAGUGAUGGAUGGACUGACACUGGGCUCUGAUUGGACAGGGGACAGAGACAGUGAGGAGGUGUUUAUUUCUGGCAAGAACACAAUGGAUGUCAUGAUGUCACAAAAGAGUGCUGAAAAUAACUUGAAUAAAUGGAAGAGAAUGGAAAGUAUGACCAAAGAGGUGUGCCAAAUAGAUGAGCAACUAAAUGAGGUGAAUGGUGUGAAAUCAAAAGGGCUCAGGCCCAAAGUGCGAUUCAGCGACAAACGGGAUGAGAUCAUUGGUCGACAAGAUGUAAUUGAGGGGCUAGAUGUGGAAGGUGAGGAAGACAUGUGCUUGAGACCAAGAAACGGGAUGCAGGAGAUCAGUGGGAGAACUCCUUGUGACAAAGACCCAGGACAACCUGAGCUGAGUAAUCGGAGGCUGGACAACACUCCAAGCCCCUCUUCUUCAGUGAGCUCAGAAUAUGAGGGAGUCUCGCCAUUGGACAGGAGGAGAAAAGGCCAGCAUGUUUCAGAAACAGAUUCAGAAGAGGAGGGGGCAAAUGGACAACAAGGAUACACUUUUGAGGAUGAGUUUGAUGAUGAGAUUGGCUUAUAAGGACAUUUAAGGACCAAAAACAAGUUGUGUUAUUGGCAUCGUUGAUGGGUCAUGGCAUGUAACAGAUCUCUUAUUAUCAUGAUUCUUAAAAAAUUCAAAAAAUUGGGAGCAUUUUCUACAUGAGGCAAUAACUGGACUAGUUGGAAUUUUUACAAUGAAGUUUACAAUGGUAUUUGCUCAUAAUUGGAUACACUUACAGUUUUGUC
Molecule: messenger RNA, 1479 nt
Organism: Xyrauchen texanus (razorback sucker)
Lineage: Eukaryota; Metazoa; Chordata; Actinopteri; Cypriniformes; Catostomidae
Exons: 2
Coding region: 368-1273 (301 amino acids)
Source: RefSeq, a predicted model, not a curated record